UCUCUUAUCCCCUUCCCCUCCUCCUCCCAUUCCCCUCUGCCCUCCCCUCGCCCGCGGCGCCACCAUGGCCUCCUCCGUCGCGGCGUCCCUCCGCGCCCUCGCUUCCGCCAGCACCUCCGCCUCCCUCACGAAGCCCACCACCCCCACCUCCCCCUUCCUCGUCCUCCUCGCCCCGACGCCCCCGCGCCUGCUCCGCCUCCGCUCCGCCCGCCGCCUACCGCUCGCCCCACUCGCCGCCUCCGACUCCUUCGAGUCCUCCGUCGGCGUCGACUACGCGGAGCCGGCCGCCGCCGACGGGGCCGAGUCGGAGCAGGAGGAGGCGUUCGCGUCGGGGGAGGAGGAGGAGGACGCUGCCGUCGAGGAGGAGGAGGUCGGGGAGUACGUCGAGCCGCCAGAGGAGGCCAAGGUCUACGUCGGCAACCUGCCCUACGACGUCGACAGCGAGCGCCUCGCGCAGCUCUUCGAGCAGGCCGGCGUCGUCGAGGUCGCGGAGGUCAUUUACAACAGAGAAACAGAUCGGAGCCGUGGAUUUGGAUUUGUCACCAUGAGUACUGUUGAGGAGGCUGAGAAGGCAGUGGAGAUGUUCCAUCGCUAUGAUGUCAAUGGAAGGCUUCUGACUGUAAAUAAAGCAGCUCCUAGAGGCUCUCGUGUGGAAAGAGAAAGAUCUCCCAGACAAUUUGGGCCUUCUUUCAGGAUUUAUGUGGGCAACCUGCCAUGGCAAGUGGAUGACUCUAAAUUGGUGCAGUUGUUCAGCGAGCAUGGUAAAGUAGUUGACGCCCGAGUUGUCUAUGACCGAGAAACUGGGCGUUCCCGGGGAUUCGGUUUUGUAACUAUGGCAACACAGGAGGAAUUGGAUGAUGCUAUUGCUGCCCUUGACGGACAGAGCUUGGAUGGCCGUGCCCUGCGAGUGAAUGUUGCAGAGGAGCGACCGCAGCGAGGUUUCUAAUCAGGCUGUGUGUGGGUGGACAACAGGCUUGUUCCAUAGGAGCAUCGUAGCGUGGUCUGAUACAUGUAGACCCUCCGUUCUCUUUUCUUGUGUUGAUGGGCUUGCUACCAUCCCGUCUUAUUGUGAAGAGGGAAGUCUUCUGCUAUUUUGUUAACUAUUGGUUGUGUUCACGAGUUCAUGUCUUGUAGGCUACUGUUGUGGUGCACCUAGCUUAAUUUGUCGAUGCAAUUCGAAAUUUUGUCUGACAUCUGUUCAAGGAAAACAAGUGUGUAUGUGCAUGUUUGCUCUA
Molecule: messenger RNA, 1235 nt
Organism: Setaria italica (foxtail millet)
Lineage: Eukaryota; Viridiplantae; Streptophyta; Magnoliopsida; Poales; Poaceae
Product: 28 kDa ribonucleoprotein, chloroplastic
Exons: 4
Coding region: 65-946 (293 amino acids)
Cellular component (GO): cytosol
Molecular function (GO): mRNA binding
Source: RefSeq, a predicted model, not a curated record